Messenger RNA from Aspergillus alliaceus, 1180 nucleotides. RefSeq names its product glycoside hydrolase family 88/105 protein. Gene Ontology annotation, biological process: carbohydrate metabolic process. The transcript has a single exon. The record is from RefSeq and is a predicted model, not a curated record. Bases 1 to 1101 code for a protein of 366 amino acids. Lineage: Eukaryota; Fungi; Ascomycota; Eurotiomycetes; Eurotiales; Aspergillaceae.
AUGGCGUCCAAAACCUCCCCUCCGCAGGUUCGCGAGAUCGUCAAGCUCCUUAUUCAUAAUCUCGUCAAUAUUAAAGAUGCUACAGGCCAAUUCCUCAUGCCGCUGGCGGACGGUCGCAUUAUUGAUACCAAGUCCUGGCACGGCUGGGAAUGGACGCAUGGCAUCGGUUUGUACGGCAUCUGGAAAUACUAUGAGAUGACCGGGGAUCCUGAAUUGUUGCGCAUUAUUGAGGAUUGGUUUGCCGCCCGAUUCGCUGAAGGCGGCACCACGAAGAAUAUCAAUACCAUGGCCGUGUUUUUAACAUUGGCAUACGUCUACGAAAAGACAGGAAAUAUCACCUAUCUCCCCUGGCUGGACGCUUGGGCCGAAUGGGCUAUGCAUGACCUGCCUCGGACGCGAUACGGCGGAAUGCAGCACGCCACCUACCUGACAGACAACUACCAGCAGCUCUGGGAUGAUACAUUAAUGAUGACUGUAAUGCCUCUCGCAAAGAUUGGAAAACUACUAAACCGCCCGGAGUACAUCGCCGAAGCCAAACGCCAAUUUCUUCUUCACAUUAAAUAUCUAUUCGACACGAAGACAGGCCUAUUCUACCACGGAUGGACCUUCGAAGACGGCGGGCAUAACUUCGCGCAGGCACGAUGGGCCCGUGGCAACAGCUGGAUUACUAUCGUGAUUCCCGAAUUUAUUGAAUUGCUUGAGCUUGAACCCACCGACCCUAUCCGGGUGCACCUCAUCGACACGCUCGAAGCCCAAUGUGAGGCUCUCCAGCACGUCCAAAAUGACUCUGGCGCAUGGCACACCCUCCUCGAUCACCAGGAUUCAUAUGCCGAGUCCUCUGCCACAGCUGGAUUUGCGUAUGGAAUCCUGAAGGCAAUCCGGAAGAGAUACAUCUCUGCGCAAUACAAACCAGUAGCAGAAAAGGCUAUCACAGCUGUUGUGGGGGCUGUUAAUGAGGAGGGCGAAUUGCAGAACACUAGUUUCGGUACGGGGAUGGGAGAUAGCCUGGAGUUUUAUAAGAAGAUUCCAUUGACGGCUAUGCCUUAUGGACAAGCGAUGGCUAUUAUGGCAUUGGGAGAGUAUCUGCGCGGUUUUCUGUGAUGGAUGAGCGGUAUGAUGGUUCUUGUAAAUACAAUCGUGCUAUGAUAGAUAUAGAGCAUUACGGCUAUGAGGAUUGAAU